Seriola aureovittata is the source of this 3154-nucleotide messenger RNA. It is a transcript of the gene zbtb24, whose product is annotated as zinc finger and BTB domain containing 24. The transcript has 7 exons. Gene Ontology annotation, molecular function: RNA polymerase II cis-regulatory region sequence-specific DNA binding; protein binding; DNA-binding transcription factor activity, RNA polymerase II-specific. Gene Ontology annotation, cellular component: nucleus. The coding region runs from base 163 to 2283 and encodes 706 amino acids. NCBI's taxonomy places the organism in Eukaryota, Metazoa, Chordata, Actinopteri, Carangiformes, Carangidae. Gene Ontology annotation, biological process: regulation of transcription by RNA polymerase II. The record is from RefSeq and is a predicted model, not a curated record.
GCGCUUCAAACUGUUCGGGUCCUGGUGGUGACAGAAAUGUUUCUUAAAUGUACAUCAUCAUUUUUGCGGUGCACUUUUCUGUUUCGAAUAAUUGUGCUUGUUUCUGGCUAGAAUCGGAUGCAUUGUUUGAAAAGAUGAACAGAGGCGAUUGUUUUUGAGAAGAUGUCUCAGAAAACCACAGACACGACUUCAUCACUCAUGGCCCUUCAGUCAGAAUCUCAUAAGCAGAGCAUCCUGAGCAAAUUCAACAAGCUCAGGAAAAGGGAUCUACUGUGUGAUGUCACUUUUGUCGUUGAAGACGUGCAUUUCAAGGCACACAAAGCCCUGCUGGCAGCAAGCAGCGAGUACUUCUCCCUCAUGUUCACAGCAGAAGAUCACAUCAGCCAGUCGACCUAUAAACUGGGCGGUAUGGCAGCUGAGAUGUUUUCUACAGUGCUGGAGUUCAUCUACAGUGCCCAGGUGUCUUUGGAGAAAAGCGCCACAGAGCAUCUCCUGGCCACAGCUCAUCUCAUGGAGGUCAACGAUCUUGUCAAAGCGCUCACUGAACUCACAUGCUCUGCUGCAAGGGUAAGAACUGAUGAGGUAAAGGCAGACAAAGCCGAGACGCUAGGUGUGUCCAAACGCAAAAGAGGACGGCCUAAGAAAAAUGUGGAUAUACCCAUAAUAGAGCCGGAGGGGAGAAGUGUACCAUGUGAAAGCUCAGAGGAAGCCCAGGCUGCAGAUGUGGACUGUGAUAAUGUACAUUUUGACUCACUACUUAAAGACGAUGCGGAUUACAAACCAGAGACGCACCAGAGCCGACAGAGCAAACGCAAAAUCAGGCCUCCAAUAAAAUACAAAGGUUACAAAGUGGACCACACAGACACAGCAGUUAACAAAGAGUCUGGGAAAAGGGGAAGGAAAAGGAAAUAUCCUAACACAGAGGCCCGGUGUGAGGACUGCAGCAAAGUUUUUAAAAGUCACCUCUUUUUAAAAAUUCACCAAAGGACUCAUACAGGAGAGAAGCCUUUCCGGUGCCUGGUUUGCGGGAAGUGUUUUACCCAGAAGCACACUCUGCUGGUUCACCAGCGCAUGCACACCGGAGAGAAGCCCUUUGUUUGUACUGUCUGCUCCAAAGCGCUCUGCACCAAACACUCCCUACGGGAACACAUGAACCUCCACAAAGAGAAAUCCUUUGACUGUGAUAAAUGUGGAAAGACUUUCACUCAGAAGAGGCAACUUAAAAGUCAUUACAGAGUUCAUACAGGUAAAUCGUUACCUGAAUGUGCUCAGUGUCAUCACAAGUUUAUGGACACAGCUCAGCUGAAAAAACACCUGAGAACUCACACAGGUGAGAAGCCUUUCACAUGUGAGAUCUGUGGGAAGUGUUUUACAGCCAAGAGCACACUGCAGACUCACAUCAGAAUUCACAGAGGUGAGAAGCCAUAUGACUGCAACAUCUGUGACAAAUCAUUCUCAGACCCCAGUGCGAGAAGACGCCAUGUCAUGUCUCACUCUGGAAAGAAACCCUUUACUUGUUCCUUCUGCAACCUUUCCUUUACGCGCCUGGACAAUCUGAAAACUCACACCAAAUCCCACAGUAAGGAGAGAGCAGCGUCAACAGAGGCCUCAUCAGACGCAGCGGAGGCAGACACCUCAGCAGCGCCUCAGGAGGAGGUGCGUAACAUCCUGCAGCUUCAGCAGUACCAGCUGCCGUCCAGCUCUGAACAGGAGAUCCAGCUGGUGGUGACGGGAGAUGUGAACAACAUUAAUUUUGUUCCGGGUCAGGAGCAGCAGAUCAGCAUCAUCACCACAGAGAGCGAGACGGCAGAACAAGCCCACUCAAGGCUCACCCUCCUCACCCAGCCGUCAGGACACAUGCCGAAUGUGGCUCUGGUCACUCAGAGCGCCGUGGUGGACCAAGCCCCUCAGAAUCAGACCGUCAACAUGCUGGAGGGACAGAUGCCACACCAGUCUGAGCAGAUGCAUGUCAUCACUCUGAGUAAAGAGGCGAUGGAGCAGCUGCAGUCCCACCACGGCCCUCCACAGCCACUUCAGAUAGCACAACGGCCCGUCCAGCAGCUGCAGGUGAUGCAUCAGCCCAUCCAGCAGCUGGCCGUCAGUCAGGUCGGCCGGGAGCAGCACAGCCAGGCCAUUCACAUCAGCAGCCAGAGCAGCCAGCCCAUCUCCAUCAGCCAGACCAGUGAGCAGAUCUCCAGCCACCACAUCCAGGGUCAAACGUUUCAGAUCCAGGCAGGAACCGUCUCCUACCUGUACACCACCGGGCUGCCGCAGGAGGGCUGAGCGUGGGCCGAGCGUGGGCCGGAUGACUGAGGACUUAAAUCUGAUGUUGCUGAAUCCAAACUGAUAUAUGCUGCUACUGUACACAUCAGUAAUGGAGUAAUGGGUGAACAAAAUUAUCAGUAUUUUUUAAAGGAACAGGUUCAGCUGCUCUAUGCAACAGAAGCGACCAACACUGGAUACUAUUUUUAAAGCUGAUAUUGAUAUUUGAGAGUUAUGGAAAUCUGAUAAUGAUGUAUUGACAAACAUUCAUUAUCUUAACAUGCACUUUCAUGUUACUUAACACCUACACAGAUAUAUAUAUAUAGAUACUGUAUAUCUGCAAUAAGCUAUUAUCGGUCGAGCUAUAACACAAUUUUACAAUGACGUGGGUUUCAAGCGUCAGAUGAUUUUCACACUGUAGCUACUGGACGAAAGAUGAAACCACUGAUUUCACUGCUGGUUGAUAAAAAUGCAGGUAUUGAUCUAAAAAGCUAUAAAAAUGCUUGUUAUGGCUUUAUGAAAUACCCAGAGGUAAUUUACUGCCUCUCACAGCUCUGGUAACAAUGUCUGUGCAGUCGGGAUCCGCAGGCGUCUCGUCUCCUGAAAGAGAAAGAGACAGUUUUGGAUGUUGAUUGUGUAUUUAUCCAAGGAUAGUGCAACAACACUCUUACUGUGUUACUUCAUUAUAAAAGCUACAGUUUGUAUCUUGUAAAACACAACUUGUUUUUUAUAAAUAUACAGUGCCUGUUGCUCACUGCUUAGCCUCUUUAAACGGACAGAGCCAGGCAAUACUAAAAUUAAAUGUAUCAGUAUACAACAGUGUUUACCCUAAGGCGGAGCUGACAAGAGACCCGUGCACAUAAAUUAGGUAAAUAAAAAAGGUAACACUUUA